Molecule: messenger RNA, 927 nt
Organism: Auanema sp. JU1783
Lineage: Eukaryota; Metazoa; Nematoda; Chromadorea; Rhabditida; Rhabditidae
Source: the annotation of a GenBank genome assembly
AUGCCGUUCGCUGUUCUUAUCGUCAUCUCUUCAUUGGCCACUACUUGGGCUCAAUUUGCACCAUACGGUUCCAUGAACUAUGGUAGUCCCAUGAUGCCUGGUGGCCGGGGAUUUCCAAAUGAAGGGAUGUACAAUAUGGUCCCCCAAACAUUCGGACAACAACCUCGGAUAAACGGAGCAGUCAUGUAUAAUCCAAGUUUCGGAGGUCAAAAUGUUCCUCAAAUGUCUUUGAACUCUCCAUAUGGAUCCUCGUUCCCUCAACAACCUUCCAACGGAAUGAACAGUAUGGGAGCUAUAAGCAGUGUGGGCAGUAUGGGUAGUAUGGGUAGCAUGGGCAGCAUGGGCAGCAUGGGCUUGACCAACUUCGGCUCUGGCCAGCAGUUUCCUUCAUCCCCCUUUUUCAAUCAAGGAGGAGAUGCCAGUGCCUUUGGUCAACAGAACUAUGGGUUCAUGAAUCAAGGUGGAGCAUUCGGACAGUUCCAAGGUGACUCGAACAUGAACAACGUUCCCAGAGAAGAGAACCAGAGUGUUUCCGGGGCGACAAGGAUCAUUCCUCCUUUCUUGAAAACAGCUUCAAAAGCCGAACAAGACAAGUUUUACCAAAUCGUUCAAAACCCCACCUGGACUGCCGCUCAGAAACAAGAGAAAAUAGAUGAAUUUGUUAGAGGAUUGGAAGUAGAUGCUCAGAACUUGUACGCGGAAUUCCAAAGAUCAUCUCAAGGCUCAUCAUCGGAAAAGAAACGCCAAGUACAUGAAGCUGUGCAUUCCAUGAGUACGGAAGCCCAAGCUCAGUUCCAGAAGGUAUCAGCUUUGAUGACAAAUACAGCUAUGAGCGAUUCGGAACGAUUACAGAAAAUUGAAAAACUUUAUAAUGAAAUUCCAACAAACAUAAGAAAGGAAUUUGAUUCGAAAUUCAGUGAUCUCUAA